GUCUGUGAGUUGGAUUUGAUUUUCAAUUUUCAAAAGGCGUACUUUGUACUGGACGAGUUGAUAAUUGCUGGUGAAAUGCAAGAGUCAAGUAAAAAAUCCGUACUACGUGUGAUUAGUCAACAGGAUGCUUUAGAAGAAGGAGAAAAUGGUGAGAAAGGUUGGCCGGAGAA
This is a messenger RNA of Acaulospora colombiana, 170 nucleotides long. NCBI's taxonomy places the organism in Eukaryota, Fungi, Glomeromycota, Glomeromycetes, Diversisporales, Acaulosporaceae. The record is from the annotation of a GenBank genome assembly.